This is a messenger RNA of Caenorhabditis remanei, 1917 nucleotides long. RefSeq lists its product as uncharacterized. NCBI's taxonomy places the organism in Eukaryota, Metazoa, Nematoda, Chromadorea, Rhabditida, Rhabditidae. The record is from RefSeq and is a predicted model, not a curated record. The transcript has 8 exons. Bases 1 to 1917 code for a protein of 638 amino acids.
AUGCGAGUCGCUCAACAAAUUGAACCAUGGAGAGAAACUAGGCGACAAUUGCUGAACAAAUGGCAUGGCGUGCGUGUAUGUGAUGAACCGUCUCCAUGGUAUAUGAGUAUUCCAACUCCCUUUUCUCAACUACAUAAUGUUUUACCUGAAGAACAAGAAGAGAUGGUAUUCACUGAGCUGAAAUUGUUUUUGGUGGGUCAUCAAACGGAAAACAUUCGCAUUGAUCAAUUCGAUUCUCAUCUGCUUCCAGUUACCAUCGCUGUUAACAUUUCAUUCGAUCCAUUCAUUCGUUCACAGUUAGAGAGAUUUUAUGAUAUUCUCAUCACAAUUUCAACAAUUAAAAUCUGUUGCUAUUCAAUAACUCACGAUGCAGUCACAUUUUCCCCGAUUGGUUCCGCUGUUGCAGGAACUAUCGAGAAGAAAAUUAAUGGGUUUGUUACGAAUAUUUGUACGAAACUCAGUGCUCUUCAGGAGUCAACUCAACAAAUGAACAAUUUGUAUCGUGAAAUGCACAAAAUUCAUGAAUCAUUGACAUUUUAUUGUGGAAUCGUUCGUUCGAUUUACUUGGAACAACUGAUCGGAGGACAAGUAUUGACGCUAAUUGAUUCGAAAAGAAGAGAUGUUUUCUCGGGAAAUAUUCAAGAUUUGGAUGAUGUUUUCCAAGCUGGAUGGGCUGUUUUCGCAAGGUCUAUUGGCAGAUUAGUCUGUAAAUUUGAGGCCGACUAUUUGGAUUAUGAGUUUGUCAUCUGGUCGACCAAACAAAUGAAUGAAAAUCUCUACAAGAAACUGGCUUCCACUCAAACAAAGCAUACCAAAUCACCACGUUAUGUCAUCAUCGAUUCACUUUGUCCAAAAUUCUUCAUAAAAUAUUUGGAUAUUUUGGUGAGAUGCGCUGAGUUUGGAGACGCUUCGAAUGCUGAAAAUUCUCGAAAAGUAAUUGGACAAGUGAAAGGAAAAGAAUCCGUUGAAUCGGUAAUGGAAGAUGUUCGAAACGUUGAUUGGAGUAAUUUGGAUGUCAAUACUACAGUAAGAAUGUUGGGUCAAUUCUCGAGAAAAGAAUCAGCUUGCCUUUUACGAGAAAUCACUUCUGCUACAAAUGUUGAUCAAGCGAUUCGAGAUAUUCAUGAGUUAUUGAUUAAAGGAUCUUGUGCACAUGAUGUCAUGCUGUAUGGUCUGAAAGCGGAUAUUCUAUCGAAACCUGUUGAAGAAGUUGGCCCUAUCCGUAUGAAGAAGUUAACUAAUGAUGUGUUGGGAGCCGCAGCCGAGAAACAUCAUCCGUUCUGGAAAUAUUUCAGUUUCAUCAUUGAUCGACAAAACGUAUUCGAAAUGCUGGGACAGAGAACUCGUCUCGGAUCACAUAACAUUGAGCCAAGAGAAACUGUAACUCCAGCUCUUUUCGAAUGUAUUUCUGUUAAAAUGGACUGUCCAAUCGACAUUGAACCUAUUAUUUCGUCGUCGGCCGUUUUCACUUUGAUUCCAAUCUUCAGAAUUUGGUUGCAACUUCACGUAGCGAGCUACACGGUUGCUGAAUAUCGUGAUUCCGUUCGUGGUCAAAUGCCCUCACGUCAGCUCGGAGAUGUUGCAAAACAAAAGCACUUGAUGUACGCUUUGGAUUCAGAAAUUUCAAGAAUCAAACAGAAAUGGAUUGGAUACGUGAAUGUGGCAAUAACGUUGUACUAUGAAAGAGUACAGAAAGCUGUUUCAUUGGAUGAAUAUACUGAAUGUCAAGAUAUUUUGGCAAGAGAAGUCACUAAGAUGAUGGGAAUCACCGAAUUGUCUCAGUUGAAAAUCAUAAAAGACACUCUGAAUAUAAUCUGGAAUUACAACAAUCCGGACAGCAACCUCGACAGCUUAAUUGCAGAAUUUGAGACAGUUCAAUCAAUUGUUCAAAUGGAUAACAAUAUUGUUAUGGCUUAA